Molecule: messenger RNA, 2304 nt
Organism: Ahaetulla prasina
Lineage: Eukaryota; Metazoa; Chordata; Lepidosauria; Squamata; Colubridae
Gene: HSDL2
Product: hydroxysteroid dehydrogenase like 2
Exons: 11
Coding region: 183-1511 (442 amino acids)
Cellular component (GO): mitochondrion
Source: RefSeq, a predicted model, not a curated record
AGAGGGGCGGGGUUUGAGGGAUCGAUUUCGAUUGUUGCGCCCUUUUGCUCUGGUUGAAGGUUCUAAAUCUAAGCAAGUGUAGGAAUCUGAGCGGCCUUGCGAGGCACCAAGGCGCUGUCCCGUCCCACCCGGGCCUGAAAUCUGCCCGGCGGUCCCCGCUUUAACUUUCGUCGGACCUGGCCAUGCUGCCCAAUACGGGGAAGUUGGCUGGAUGCACUCUCUUUAUAACAGGUGCAAGCCGUGGCAUUGGAAAAGCAAUUGCCUUGAAAGCAGCAAAGGAUGGGGCAAAUGUUGUUAUAGCUGCUAAGACGGGAGUACCACAACGCACACUCCCAGGAACAAUCUAUACUGCUGCAGAAGAAAUUGAAGCAGCUGGAGGAAAGGCUUUACCGUGUAUUGUUAAUGUAAGGGAAGAAGAUCAAAUUGCAGAUGCUGUGGUCCUGGCUGUUCAGAAAUUUGGAGGAAUUGAUGUCCUUGUGAACAACGCAAGUGCUAUUUCUUUAACGGGCACGCUGGAGACACCUACGAAAAAAGUGGACCUUAUGAUGAGUGCUAACACAAGGGGAACUUACCUUACAUCUAAACUGUGCCUUCCUUAUUUGAGAAAGAGUAAGAUCGGUCAUAUCCUUAAUAUCAGCCCACCCAUCAAUUUAAAUCCUAUCUGGUUCAAAAAUCAUUGUGCCUAUACUAUUUCUAAAUACGGGAUGUCCAUGUGUGUGCUGGGAAUGGCAGAAGAAUUUAGAGGAGAAGUUGCUGUUAAUGCUUUAUGGCCUCAAACAGCUAUAUACACCUCUGCAAUGGAUAUGCUGGGAGGAGCUGGUGUGGAAAAACAAUGCAGGAAAACAGACAUUUUAGCAGAUGCUGCCUAUUGUAUUUUAUCAAAGCCAAAAAGUUUCACCGGGAACUUCAUUAUUGAUGAGGUUUUAUUGAGAGAAGAAGGAAUUAAGAACUUUGAUGUAUAUGCGGUCGCUCCAGGUUAUCCUUUGAUACCAGAUUUUUUUUUAGAUGUGGAUCCUGAUACAAUAGCAAUGAAAAUGGAAGCACAAGGAGCUUCUCCAACCUUCAAAGAAGGAAAAAAACAAGAUAUUGUGAAAAAUGAAGGUCCUGAUAAAACAAAAGCCGAAGGACCUGACAGAGACAAACUACAUGUACACUUCGCUGCAGAUAAACCAGCAGGGCCCGUAGCAGAAACAUUUAAACUUAUAAAAGGAAUGAUAAAUGAAGAUAUUGUAAAGGCAACUCAAGGAGUUUAUCAGUUUGAAUUAUCCGGUGAAGAAGGAGGAACAUGGUACAUUGACCUUAGGAACAAAGGCGGCAGUGCAGGAAUUGGUGAGGCACCUGGAAAGGUUGAUGUGAUUAUGAACAUGUCUGGUAGUGACUUUGUAAAAAUGUUUUCAGGCAAAUUAAAGCCAACGAUGGCUUUCAUGUCUGGAAAGCUGACAAUCAGGGGAGAUGUUGCCUUAGCAAUCAGGUUGGAAAAACUGAUGGCUCAAUUCAAUGCCAAACUUUGAAAAUAAAUGGGGGAAAUUGGUAUCACACUGAACUUUCAAUAAAUAUGUAAUGCUUUGCUGUUGAAGAUAAUGUCUCUUAUUUAGCAUAUUUUGAUUUAAUAUGUAAUUUUCUAGAUGGGUAAUAUUUGCAUAAUAACUGGACCGUUCCUAACCUGUUUUGCUUAGAAUUAAAGAUUAGUAUUGAUUAAAGCAAAUAUUUGCUGUAAUCGCAGCACACCUGACAAAGAGUUAACAGAUCAUCAACUGACAUUAAAAACACUGAUUUAUUUUAAUUAGACCAUUAGUAUUUCUAUUUUAUUCUAUUUAAUUUAGAAAACAUCACCAUUUCCCCCCCUCAGAUUUCUAUGUAUUUCUAAAUUGAAGAUGCUAUAAGCAAUAAGUUUAAUACCAUGCAGGAAGACUCAGUUGUUCUGUUAAUAUUUUUUAAAAGUUUACAUCAGUGCAAUUUUUAAAUAAAUAACAGUAUUAUCUCUGGUGAGGGUUUUUUUGGUGUUACAUUAUUAAUGCUUGGAAGCACAGAUGCCUUUUAGAUUUUUUUCAUACAUUUCAAUAAUUAAAUGUAAGAUUUUUGUGGUGCAAAAUAUAAUAACCAAAAGAUGACAAAGGAAAGUUAAUGUUUUCUGUUUCUAUCUCUCUCCUUCCACUUAUCUAGAUUUUUUGCAGCCCAGCUUGGUAUCUCUACAAUAAUAGAAUCAGGUAUUUUGUUAAGGAGUUUUUACCUCUCUGGAAAUGCUUAUAGAUUAACAAUCAAAAGAUUUCUAGAUCCUGGUAAGAUCCUGGCCUCAGAUAUGGU